Molecule: messenger RNA, 3471 nt
Organism: Aspergillus steynii IBT 23096
Lineage: Eukaryota; Fungi; Ascomycota; Eurotiomycetes; Eurotiales; Aspergillaceae
Gene: set2
Product: SET and WW domain protein
Exons: 4
Coding region: 283-3048 (921 amino acids)
Biological process (GO): regulation of DNA-templated transcription
Cellular component (GO): chromosome; nucleus; chromatin
Molecular function (GO): protein binding; histone H3K36 methyltransferase activity
Source: RefSeq, a predicted model, not a curated record
GCGCGGAAUAGGAAGGGAAAAAAUUGUUUGACGGCGACUUUGGACUUUGUCUGGUUCACGACCACUUCCAGACUCGCUAUUCUUCUCCUGCUUUCCCCUCUCGCUCUGCCCGCCUUCUCGUCUUCCUCUCUUCCUCUCUCCCUCUCCCUCUCCCUCUCCCUCUCCCUCCCUCGCCUCAACUUCUCAACUCCACCAUCCAUCCAUCCAUCCAACGCCAAUUCCGCCCUUCUCACCCUCCCCCCUGCUGGCUCCCGAUAGUUGGCGCGCGCCGUCCGUGUCGUCAUGUUCCCCCAUGGCUACGCGGACCGUCAGUCUGAAUCCGUAACGGAUGGGGUGACCGCGAUGAAGCUGGAGCCCGACAGUGCCACCGAGGCUCCCACCUCAAACGGCGGAGGUGCUGGGAUCAAGGAUGACCCCGACAGGCCGUCCAACUCACCACCCACGAUGCCCCAGAACAAUGGUUCUGCUGCCCCCGCCACCAAAUCGCGGUCUUCCUCCGGUACUCCGAUCAAAAGGGACGAGCAUCUCGAUGAACACGACGUCCAUGCCUCCAGCACGGAGGAGAGAAUCGCGGGCGACAUCACCGUCAAACUGGAGCCCGGGCAGCCUCCCAAGUUGACUCGCAGCUCGUCCCAGAAGGUUGUCCCGCGCCCACCGCAGUUGUUCUCGCAUUUGCCCAACAGCACCGCGGAAGCUCGGUCGACGUUCGAGUUGAUGGAAACCUGCACGUAUGCCAACAAAUAUAUGGGAUAUACGGAACAUGCGAUGGAAUGCGAUUGUGCUGAGGAAUGGGAAUCAUCGAUCGGUCAAAAUCUGGCGUGCGGAGAGGACUCGGACUGCAUCAAUCGCGCAACCAAAAUCGAAUGUAUGGGAGACUGUGGAUGUGGUCCGGAAUGCCAAAACCAGCGAUUUCAGCGCAGAGAGUACGCUCCUGUGUCUGUCAUUAAGACGGAGAAGAAAGGAUUCGGACUGCGUGCCGAGGCCGACCUGCGACCGCAUCAGUUCAUCUUUGAGUAUGUGGGUGAAGUGAUCAACGAAGGCCAAUUCCGACGGCGCAUGAGGCAGUACGAUGAGGAGGGCAUCAAACAUUUCUAUUUCAUGUCGCUCAGCAAGGGCGAAUUCGUCGACGCGACCAAAAGGGGCAAUUUGGGCCGGUUUUGUAACCACUCGUGUAAUCCCAACUGCUAUGUCGACAAGUGGGUCGUCGGAGAGAAGCUUCGCAUGGGUAUCUUUGCGGAAAGGAGUAUUCAGCCGGGCGAGGAGCUUGUCUUCAACUACAACGUCGACCGCUACGGAGCUGACCCCCAGCCCUGCUACUGUGGCGAACCAAAUUGCACGGGCUUCAUUGGUGGGAGGACCCAGACGGAGCGGGCAACCAAGCUUUCGAAUGCGACGAUCGAAGCCUUGGGAAUUGACGAUGCGGAUGGAUGGGAUACCGCGGUGGCUAAGCGCCCGCGCAAGAAGAAGAUGGGCGAGGAUGAUGAAGAAUAUGUGGAUAGCGUGCAGCCCAAGUCUCUGGAUGAAAAUGGCGUCACCAAGGUCAUGGCGGCCUUGAUGCAGUGCAAGGAGAAAUGGAUCGCAGUCAAACUUCUGGGCCGCAUCCAGCGUUGCGAGGACGAGCGGGUUCGCAAUCGCGUUGUCAAGAUGCACGGCUAUCAAAUUCUCAACUCGCAGCUGGCCAUGUGGAAGGAUGAUACCAAUGUCGCGCUGCAGAUCUUGGACAUUCUCGACGGGUUCCCUCGCUUGACUCGGAACAAGAUCAUCGAUUCGAAAAUCGAGUCGACCAUUCAACCGUUGACGAGCUGUGGUGAGGAGCGGGUCGAGAAGAAGGCGGCUGCGCUUCUGCAAGGCUGGUCGACGCUCGCAGUCGGCUACCGCAUUCCGCGGAUGAAGAGGGACCCGGCCGCCUUCGCACAGGUGAAGGCGGUCAAUCAGUUUGAGCGACGAGAGACGAACGCUCGCGAUGAGCGGCGAAGAUCCAAAUCACGCUCCCGAUCAAGAUCGCGAUCAAUCGAGGCCCCCCGCGGGCCGGCCGCUCAGAGUCGCGGCGGACACGGCGCACGAAACACGCACCAUCACGGACCUAGACCAUUUCGCCGCCAGUUCAACCCGCUGCCGACAGGCUGGUUUGCCGCCGAAUCCAAUGGGCGGACAUAUUACUACUCAGCGCGUGGCGACACCACCUGGACACGCCCUACGGUGCCGGCGCCUCAACCCCCUCCGCCGCCUAAAGAAUCGAGAGACAAGGCGCUGCAAGAUAUCAUCGACGGUAUCAUGAACGCCAAAGAAAACACCCCUAAGGAGAAGACCGGCACGCCAGCCACCCCGCACACCUCCAAACCCACCCCGGAGAAAAAGGAAUCACAGGAGAAGUGGAGGAACUACAGCGAAGAGAAGCGGAAAAAGCUCUACGAGAAUACGUUAUUUCCUCACGUCAAGUACAUCGUGGACAAAUUCAAGCACAAACUUCCGAAAGACGACCUGAAGCGUUAUGCUAAAGAUGUAGCCAAAAAGCUGGUCAACUCUGAUUUCAAGAACAACCGGGUGGACGAUCCCACCAAGAUCGACGAAAAGCAGCAGAAGAAGGUGAAGAAGUUCUGCAAAGAAUACUUUGACAAAGCCGUAGCGAAACACCGGGCCUACGAGAAGCGGAAAGCAGAGAAGCAUGCGCAAGGAACGGACUCGAAACCAGACGAUACGCCUCGAAUCCCCAGCGACGACGAGGCAUUGGAUGAUGUCAAGAUGUCCGACGAUGAGGGAGAUAAGGCCGAGGAGAAGGAGACGUCCGCAAGCGUGGAAGAUCUCCAGGGGGGUCAGAAACGGAAGCGAUCCGAGUCUAACAUCGGAGAGGGAAUCGCCGGCGACGAAGCUGCUUCGUCUUCCAAACGACAACGUUCUUCAACGCCUCCGCCGCCGCCGCCACCGCCGCCACCUCCGGACGAGAGCAACGACGAGAGCCCUCAUGAUACUGGGGAAAACCCGACGGAACAAUCCCAGUCCAAUGGAGAUUACACGCCGGACCUGAACGAGCUCGAGCGAUCGCAUUGAAGGGAGGGAGGGUGUAAGCGGCCUGUCGUCUUUCUUUUCUAUUUCCUUUGUUUUUCUCCCAUUUUCUUUCCCCCUUUGGCCUUCUUUUUGAAGCAUUUCGAACAGGAGUUUAGCGGCGUUGAUCUUCUUGCGUAUCUAUUUUCUUUUAAUACCUUUCAUUUCCUUGUUUUAUCUUCGUCACUCUAUUCCUCUUGAUUCUCACCAUGUUUCUAUGCUAUUUUAUUUUUGAUGUGUCGCACACGGUCAAUACCCCCUAUAUUCGCGCUCAGUUACUGGUUAUAUUGCAUAGGUACCCUCUGGAGAUUCCACCCAACAGCAGCAGGCAGGAAAAGAGAUGGUCGGACUGCCUCUCUUUGAUCAGUGUAUAACUAAAUAAACGUCUUUCUCAGUUCUGAAAUAGUUUCUUCCAUCUACCCAGGUUGG